CGCCGACUGCAUGGGCCAUUAUUUGUCCUCCUCAAGCUUCAAAUGAACAACGGACUGAGCCUUCCUUGAAAUGAAUUAAAUAUUAAUAUACGGAAGGGACAUUUUUUCCUCCUGUGUUCUUUGCCGCUGAUAUACAUGGAGUCAGAGGAUAUAUAGCUCGUUUUGUCGCCGGGCUGCUGAGUCCUCCUUUGGACCUGGAGGCCGAAAACAGUGCGCGGAGUGACAGCCCUGUUAAAGCCAGCAGAUUGGGUGUUUUAUCUAGUUGGCUAGCUGGCUAGCCACCUAGCUUCCUAGACAGCUAGCUGAAGGAGUUGGAGGAGAGGGGAGGAAAAACGAGAGGAGAAUUUGACAACUUGGGGGCAGAGUGAUUGCGGCUGUCCCUCUCCUGUCAGACCUGCCGUGGGGAUGGCACACCUUCGAGACAUGCAGAACCAGAAUUCCCGGCUGGACCCAGAGGAGUAUUUCACCAAGCAGGAGCGGAUCGGGAAGGGUUCCUUUGGAGAGGUCUACAAGGGCAUCAACAAUCGCACCAAGGAGGUGGUGGCUAUUAAAAUCAUAGACCUGGAGGAGGCAGAGGAUGAGAUCGAAGACAUUCAACAGGAGAUCACAGUGCUGAGCCAGUGUGACAGUCCCUUUGUCACAAAGUACUAUGGAUCAUACCUGAAGGGGACCAAGCUGUGGAUUAUCAUGGAGUAUUUAGGUGGAGGGUCUGCUUUGGAUCUGCUCCGUCCAGGGCCUCUUGAAGAGACUUACAUUGCCACCAUAUUGAGGGAAAUACUCAAGGGACUGGAGUAUCUGCACUCUGAAAGGAAGAUCCACAGAGAUAUCAAAGCGGCCAACGUGCUGCUGUCAGAGCAGGGUGACGUGAAGCUCGCAGACUUCGGGGUGGCCGGGCAGCUGACAGAUACCCAGAUAAAGAGGAACACAUUUGUUGGCACGCCCUUCUGGAUGGCCCCAGAGGUUAUCAAACAGUCAGCCUACGACUUUAAGGCAGAUAUCUGGUCUCUGGGAAUCACUGCCAUCGAGCUGGCCAAAGGUGAACCUCCCAACUCAGACCUACACCCCAUGAGGGUCCUCUUCCUCAUCCCCAAAAACACUCCCCCCACUCUGGAGGGCCCCUACAGCAAGCCCUUCAAAGAGUUUGUGGAGGCCUGCCUCAACAAAGACCCCCGCUUUAGGCCAACGGCCAAGGAGCUCCUGAAGCACAAGUUCAUCACGCGCUACACCAAGAAGACGCCCUACCUUACAGAGCUGAUCGACCGCUACCGCCGCUGGAAGUCAGAGGGGCACGGGGAGGAGUCCAGCUCCGAUGACUCAGAUAUGGAUGCCGAUGGUGAUGUGGAUCAGUGUCCCAUGUGGACCUUCCCCACAGUCAGACCCAGCUCUAUGAACAAGUUACAGAAGGGUUACACACACACAGAUUCAGAGUCAGCAGAUUCAGUGAAAAGGCAACCCAAGUCACAGUGCCUGUCUGCCUUGGUAACCCCCAUCUUCAGAGAGUUGAAGGAGAAGCGGCGGGCGAGCGGCGGAGGUGUAGGAGCCAUCGAGGAGCUGGAGAACGCCUUCAACCUUGCUGAGGAGUCCUGUCCCGGCAUCUCUGACCGCCUUGUCACACACAUGAUGGAGAGAGUGUGCAGGUUUUCUUUAAAUGGUAACACCACCCCGUCUUCACGGUGAAACCCCAGCCGGUUGUAACUUCAACCUGCCCCUUUUCUGCCUCCCACACCCGCCCCAUCGCCUCAAACAAGGACCACAGAAAAAACACCCUCUUUGAUCCCUCAGUCCCGUGCCCUGUCCCCCGAGAGAUCUUUUAAUUAGUUAUUAUUAAAUAUUUUUACAGUUUUUCUUUAAAGAGCGGAGAGUAUUUAAGACAAAAAAGCCAUGACAUUUAGAGCGUUGUGUAUACCUGUUAGAUUGAGUAAAAAAAAAAUCCUAUAAUAAAGUCUAUGGAAAAUG
This is a messenger RNA of Myripristis murdjan (pinecone soldierfish), 1956 nucleotides long. RefSeq names its product serine/threonine kinase 25b (gene stk25b). The record is from RefSeq and is a predicted model, not a curated record. NCBI's taxonomy places the organism in Eukaryota, Metazoa, Chordata, Actinopteri, Holocentriformes, Holocentridae. Gene Ontology annotation, molecular function: ATP binding; protein serine/threonine kinase activity. Gene Ontology annotation, cellular component: Golgi apparatus; cytoplasm. The transcript has 11 exons. The coding region runs from base 406 to 1677 and encodes 423 amino acids. Gene Ontology annotation, biological process: protein phosphorylation.